Molecule: messenger RNA, 1116 nt
Organism: Colletotrichum karsti
Lineage: Eukaryota; Fungi; Ascomycota; Sordariomycetes; Glomerellales; Glomerellaceae
Exons: 2
Coding region: 1-1116 (371 amino acids)
Biological process (GO): positive regulation of transcription by RNA polymerase II
Cellular component (GO): nucleus
Molecular function (GO): DNA-binding transcription factor activity; transcription cis-regulatory region binding
Source: RefSeq, a predicted model, not a curated record
AUGACGGAAAUAGAGUCACAGAUGAUUCAGUACUACUUUGAAGUCAUUUGUAACAGCAAAGUCUAUGUGGAUACAGAAAGAAAUGUCUUCAGGACUUCCGUCAUGCCAGUUCUUCUCAGCAACAAUGGCCCUCUAUUCUCAACAGUUCUUGCCCUGACCGCCGCCGAAUGGAGCCGCAGAGGCCUUCACGAUGGAGUUGAUUACGAGAACGCAUCAAUCCAUUACAAGGUCAAGGCUUUGAGCCAACUCCAAUCGAACCUGAACGUGGUCUUGGACACGGAAGAAAACGUUUUGACUUGCGUGCUGCAGGCUUCGUUGGAGAUCGCCGAAGGUUCUCAGCCAUCGUGGUUGAGGCAUCUUCAGGGAGCCAUGGACAUCAUGAACACGCAUGGUGAUUGGGUCAGUCCAGACUGUGCGGCCCUCGUUCUUCAGUACUUCCGAUUCCGAUACAUCUUAAUGAAGACUACCGAAAAUAAGGGGGAGAUUCAGGAUGUUCGAGGUUCAAUACAGCCAGCCUCGGAAGAAUGCGGUGAGGCCAUCGAAGCUCUUCACAGGCUUUCGGCAACAUCGGGGGCCCAGCAGACAGUCGACCCUCAGAUCGGCUGUUCCAUGGAGCUGGUUGAGCUCAUCCAGUCUAUCUCAAACGCUUCUGAGAAUGGGGCAUCUUUAGAGAAACACAUUCGCGACUUAGAUUUUCUUGCGACGGAUGAGUAUCUUCUAAAGAGCGCGGAAUGCUUCAGGUUCGCAGCGCUGAUAUACCUGCACCUCGUGGUUUACGACGCGCCAAUUCGGUUCCCUUCGAUGUCUACGCUGUUGCAGCCACUCAUAGACUCCCUUUCCGAGGUUAUUGUUGCAGACCAACGCCGGCGAUCGUUCCCCAUGUGGCCAUUAUUCAUCGCAGGAUGCGUUAGCUGCACGGAAGCUCAUCGAAAAGCGGUUCUCGACUUAUUCAACUUGCUCGACAGCAAGUGGCCUAUCAGCAACAUAUCUACAGUCACGCAAGUUAUGUUGACAAUCUGGAAGAUUCGAGACUUGGAUAACGGCUUGGCACCGACAGUUCAACACGACUGGCAGAAUAUUAUUCAGAAAUUUGGUUGGAAAUUAUCCUUGUCUUAA